GCAUGCGUCGAGAGGGCUUGAAUGACUGAGGCGCGUAUGUAGUAUCACACCUGUAGUAUAUGGCGUUAGGUGUUUCUGUCUGAAAAGCCAUCAAAUAAAUAUUUUAUUGUAUUUGAAAUAAUUUUCCCUGAUGGAGGAGGUGGACGUUGAGCCGGCAGUCACCAACAUCCCUGCAGCCAGUGAUGGAAAGCAUUUGGGAUUUGCAUGGGGUCCAGGUGACAUCCUUACCUAUGAGACCAUCUACAAAUCUUCAGGUGGGACUGGAUCAGCGAGCUCCUUCAUCCAUGAAGUCAGAAAAGAUGAGGACAUUUAUUCCCCUAUUUUACGCAAGCUCUUCAACGAGUCGCAUCACAUCUUUGUCGGCCUGCAGACGAUACGAGAAGACCUCCCCAGCAAGAACAAAAAACCCCAAUUUGUCAGCAUCAGUAAAAACUACAGAUCUGUCAUACGAGCCUGCAUGGAGGAGCUUCAGCAAGCUGCCGUUUCUACAAAAGUUGCAGAUGUGGCAACACAAUAUGGAAACCAGGUUUCAAUUUUGUUGGCCAUUGAGCUGAUCUGGAAUCUGUGUGAAGUGCUGUUCAUCGAUGCUGCUCCAGCUGGGUCCCUGUUGCUCCAUCUCCUGGACUGGGUGAGGUUACACAAGGCAGAUGUGGAUGAAAAGGCCAGAGAGGUGCUGCAGAGUGAGAGUCCUGCUGAGCACCAUGACUACUGGGAUGUGGUGGUGAGUUAUGUGCUGCAGGGCAGGUUGGAAGAGGCCAGACAGAUGCUGGUGAAGCAGGCCACCCUGCAGCCUGCUGCCAGGAACAUGUACAAGCUGAUGGACACUUUGCUUAGCAAGAUGCCGUUCUACAAUCCUGGUGGCACUCAGACACUGACAGAGUUUGAUGUGAAGUGGAGGAUCUGGCACGAGGAGGUGGACCGCUGCCUGCAGGACAAUUCAUUCGCUAGUAAUAAACAUCUGGAGCUUAUCUGCAAGAUCCUAGUGGGGGAUGAAGACACUAUGCUGGAGCAUAAAGGCCUAUUAAGCACUUGGUAUCACUUCCUGGUCACCAGACUGCUCUUCUGCCACCCAACAGUCAAACCUACAGAGUUGCACUUCUAUGCACAGUCCUGUAUGACGAUGUUCCUGGACCCGAGGAGCGUCCCAGAGCCCCUUGACAGCAUCUUACUGGCUGCCUUUGAGUUUGAUAUCCAUCAGGUCAUCAAGGACUGCAGCAUAGCUCUCAACAACUGGUGGUUUGUGGCCCAUUUGACAGAUCUGUUGGAUCAUUGCAAACUCCUCCAGUCUCAUAAUCUACAUUUUGGCUCCAACUUGAGGGAGUUUCUCCUGUUAGAGUACGCUUCUGGUCUUUUCACUCAUCACAGUCUGUGGCAGCUGGCCGUGGAUUACUUUGAUCACUGCCCUGAGUUUGGUCGAGUCUACCUGGAGCUGCAGAUCGAGCGGGUUCCUUUAGAAACAGAGCGCAAAGCCCUGAAAGUGCUUCGAAUCUGUGAGCAGAGGCAAAUGUCAGAACAAGUGCGGAGUAUCUGCAAAAUCAUGGCUAUGCGGGCUCUGAGGAACAACAGACUGGGCUCAGCUCUCUCGUGGAGCAUCAGGGCCAAAGAUGCAGCAUUCGCCACCCUCAUUUCAGAGAGGUUCUUGCAGGACUACUGCUCCAAAGGAACCUUCUCAGAUUUGGACCUGAUUGACAAUUUGGGUCCAGCAAUGCUGCUCAGUGACAGGCUCACAUUCCUAGGGAAGUACCGGGAGUUUCACAAGCUGUACGGGGAGAAGCGCUUCAGUGAGGCGGCGAAGCUGCUCCUCUCCCUCAUGACGGCAAAGAUCGCCCCGAGAAGCUUCUGGAUGACUCUGCUGACCGACGCUCUGCCGCUGCUGGAGCAGAAGGAGGUGAUCUUCUCUGCAGACCAAACCUAUGAGCUGAUGUUUUGUUUAGAGGAGCUCACCUCGUCUCUGAACACCACGGCUGCCGGCACAGACAAACCCAUGCAGGAUGAAGACAUUGAGGUGACGAAGGUGGAGCUCCUGAGACUCGCCCUGGCGAGGAAUCUGGCGAUGGCGAUUGUCAAAGAGGGAACUGUGGAAGCCUAAAGAAAACCAAACUCUUCUUUUGCAUUUUUGUACUGUAUAUAAACCCUGAGUAAUAAAUCUCUUUUCUUAA
Messenger RNA from Cheilinus undulatus (humphead wrasse), 2159 nucleotides. RefSeq names its product nucleoporin 85 (gene nup85). Gene Ontology annotation, cellular component: nuclear pore outer ring. The coding region runs from base 131 to 2089 and encodes 652 amino acids. Gene Ontology annotation, biological process: mRNA export from nucleus; positive regulation of DNA-templated transcription; protein import into nucleus. The transcript is spliced from 19 exons. The record is from RefSeq and is a predicted model, not a curated record. Lineage: Eukaryota; Metazoa; Chordata; Actinopteri; Labriformes; Labridae. Gene Ontology annotation, molecular function: structural constituent of nuclear pore.